UUCUAUAAAAUUGCUCACAGAUACAUGUGUUUUAAAAAAAAUCUUGCCUGGCUUCUCCUGUGUUACGAAGUACCACAAACAAACUUGUCAACUCCGUCAAGAAAUAUGAAUGGCUCCCAGGUCUGCCUCUUGCUGUACAGUGUAGUACUAAUGGGAUAUGGGGCUAACCCUGACACAACCAUGGGACCAUCUGUAACUACAGGUUUAACCACAGCAACAAAUCAAACCUCAACAACACACUCCACUAGGGCAACAUCUGUAACCAACAUCCCAGCAACCACCAACACACCAUCCAGAGCCUACACUAAGGCCAAUCCCAAUCCCUGUGCCGACUGUCUGUUUAAAGAGAUGGAUGCCACCAUCCUGCUGAUAGUGACGGGUUGCCUGGUGGUCCUGUGUACCAUCCUGCUGGUCUCCACCGUGGUGCUGUUAUACCAGGUGUUCCACCUGAAACACCAGCUAUGUAGCAGAACCAUCAGCAGCCACCCCACCCGCAGCAACGUAGACCUGGUGAGUGGUUCUGGGCACUGGGGCACUGGGCAGAAGACCAAGGAGAGGCCUGGCUCUGAGCCCAGUGAGACCAGCCUGAUGAUGCCAGAGCUCAGACAGACGCAGGAGGGGGAGAGGGGCAAGGAAGAGGAGCCAGAGAAGGAAGUCAAGGAGCAAGGGAAACAUGAGACGGCGAAAGCCACGCCCAAGAAGAAAGAGGAGGCGGCAGCCACAGCUAACGUCACGUCAGGAAGUGCUGAAAAUGGAGCGUCGACCCCCAGCCAGGAGAGCCCAGUCACCAACAACCAGCCUGCAGAGCCCUCUGACCCCGCAGCCACAACAGCCUCUCCUUCCUCCCAGGCCUUCAGUGAUGUGGUGGUGGGGUGAGUGGCGCACUCAUGGUGACCUUCUCAGACCGCAUACUGAUUGGUACAGCACAGUUUUAUACACCAGCUUCUAUUGACAUGCCCUAAAGAGACCAUCUGCUUUCGCACUGACAGGUGUUUGUGUAGACAAAUAGAGUGAUUUUUCAAUACCACAGUAGCUUUAUACACCAUGUUUGCAUUCUCAUUCAAAACUUAUGAAAUAAUUACUGUUAUGAUAAUGUAAUACACAUUCAUGUACAAGAAGAAGUUGACUAUAAUGUGAAUGUUUGAUAUUUGUAUUAAUUUGUAUUUUUGAAAAACAAAAAUAAAUAUUUGUUCAAAUGUAGAGCAUUCCUCAGUGUCACUGAUCAGAGGACUCGUAUUUUGUCUAGUGGAUAUAUCACAGCUUGCUUGUUGUCACAUUUCAUCUCCCAUUUCCCUCACUUCUUUUUUAGACAUUCUAAAUGCAAUAGAAAUGCUGUUAAUAUUACAAAAGCAGAAACAACCACCACCACCAGCACUGAACUGCAGUAUCAGGUCAAGUAAAGAGACUGCAUUAAGAGGAUUUUAAGCAACAAAGCUCUUCCAGAAACACUCUCACAAUGUAUUACUACAAUUCAACAUCACUUUCUUGGUCUUUUCUCUACAGUAAAGAAGA
This is a messenger RNA of Salvelinus namaycush (lake trout), 1512 nucleotides long. RefSeq lists its product as uncharacterized. Lineage: Eukaryota; Metazoa; Chordata; Actinopteri; Salmoniformes; Salmonidae. The record is from RefSeq and is a predicted model, not a curated record. Gene Ontology annotation, cellular component: membrane. The coding region runs from base 25 to 876 and encodes 283 amino acids. The transcript has 2 exons.